CUCUAAGAGGCAUUGGGUGACAUGCUCCGGAGGGGAUAGCGUGCACUGUGCGCGACGCGCUGAGUCACUUGUCAACUGGCUGCACUGCAUUCAAUGUGUCAGCCCAACAGAACCAGCAGUUCAUUCGAGAAAAGUGUGUUUGCUUCACUUCAUUUUUUGACAAGUUGCAUUGACUUUUGCACAGACAUGAGGCUUGCAUACAUGUGUGCAUGUGUUACUUAAGCAUAUUUGUCCACAUCUGGAAUUGUUUGGAGUUUUGUCCACUCUGACCACACCUACACCUUGUCCGUCUCUUUUGGGCCCAGAGCUUUGGCUUUUGCAGGGCAGCGCAUGGUUGCCGCAACAAGCCGUUUUCCACAGAGAUUAGUGUCGCCGGCCACACUUGGCGGAGAGGUGGAGGCCAUGAUCGCCGGGCAGUCAGCGCCCUUGAAGGGCAGAACGGUGCAGGCGACUCCUGGCACUCAUGCAGUGACACCACCAAUGCAACGGCCCAGUCCAAGCCAGAGCCAGGGCCUCACCAGAAGGCUUGCGCCACUAUUUGGCUUCGUGGGCGGCGUUGUUUCGGCCACGAGUCGAAGGGCGGCAUCCACUUCCACCACGACGGUUCCUUCAGAAAAAGUCAAGAACUUGGUCAAGGCCCACACAGCUAAAAGAUGUACUAGAGGAUGUGUUCAUUUCCACCAAAAGGUUGGCAAGGAACAUGAUGUUAUCAUGUUCUCGAAGACGACCUGCCCAUUCUGCAGUCAGGCUAAAGAAGUCUUGAAGUCCACAGGGAGCAAAUUCGUUGUUGUUGAGUUGGACGAACUUCCGGCAGAGGAAGGCGCUGCCAUGCAGGAUACCUUUGCAGAACUGACGGGUGCUCGCACGGUGCCUCGAAUCUUCGUCAAGGGCCAAUGCCUGGGUGGUUGUGACGAUCUGAUGGCAAUUGAAGAAAGCGGACAGCUACAAAAGGUUCUCGAGGGGAAGUCCUUUCAGAUCAAUGUCUCAGAGGAUCAGUGGCGCCAGAAGCUGGACCCAAGACGUUAUCGGGUACUCCGACAGCAGGGGACAGAGCCACCCGGCUCUCACGAGUAUGAUCGGUUCAUGCCAACAAAGGGAUACUUUGCCUGCGGAGCGUGCGGUUUGCCGCUCUACUCCGCCAAAUCCAAGUUCCGAAGCAACUGCGGUUGGCCAGUUUUCAAGACCUGCUACUACUCCGAGGAUGCCGGCGGCUGCCACGUGGGCACCGUCUCAGAGUUUGGUGGUUUGGAAAUCGUUUGCAACAGAUGUGCUUCCCACCUUGGCCAUGUAUUCUUCGAUUCUUUCAAGCCAGACAAUCCAAACGGCGAGCGACACUGAGCCAACGGGCUCUCCCUGACAUAUGUCGAGGGAGAGCCUGAAAUGAAGCUGAAAGAGGACAAGGUGGACUUGAGCAAGCCAGGAGCCUCCAAGGGUGGCAGCUGCAGUACGAUGUAAGGUUGCCGGAGGCGUGCUGCUUUGGCCUUCUUAAGGAGACGCCACGCGAAUUCCAUGCUCUGUGAACCUGGAUGCCUGCCCUUGGCUUAGGCCAUUGGCGGCUUCGGCAGGUGAGAAGCAUGUAGUGAACAAAGUCUUUGGCUGGAGGCAAAAGCAGCUGAAACGAGUUGUGCUUGCACAAUCAGUCGCAUCGUGGUCCCUCUCAUGCAGAUCGC
Durusdinium trenchii is the source of this 1670-nucleotide messenger RNA. The record is from the annotation of a GenBank genome assembly. NCBI's taxonomy places the organism in Eukaryota, Dinophyceae, Suessiales, Symbiodiniaceae.